AUGGACACUGUGAUUGUAUGUACGGGAGUGGCUAACGUGGCCUCUGUGGCAGCCUCACUCAAGCGGGCUGGCGCCAAGCCAAGGACCUCGAUCGAGUCGGCUGACGUAGCCAGCGCUCCGCUGGUUGUUAUUCCCGGCGUGGGCACUUUUGGUGCCUCUAUGGACGCUCUUGCCUCGUCCCCUGGCCUCAUCGAUGCCAUCAAGGCCCGUCUCGCUAGCAACCUUCCUACUUUGUUUGUUUGCGUCGGUCUCCAAAUUCUCGCUGCUUGCUCUGACGAGUCUCCCGGCGUCAAUGGCCUCGGUGUCUUGGCUAGCGCCAACGUCGUCAAGUUUGACAACGUCGCCUCGCGGCCCAUUCCACAGCAGGGAUGGGCAAAGGUCAAGCCUAUGGCGUCUGCUGCAGGCGACAUUAUUUCUCGACCGGGCUACGCCUUUUUCUCCAACUCGUUCUGCCUCCGAUCCGUUCCGCUCGGCUGGUCCGCUGCCAUCGCCUCUUACGGCUCCGACUACGUCGCUGCCCUCCAGCGCGGCAACGUCCUCGCCACCCAGUUCCACCCUGAACUCUCGGGCUCGUUCGGUCUCGCCAUCCUCAAGGCAUUUGUCGACCUCGCGCGCGCCCCGCUUCCGGUCCCGGAUCCCAUCGCCCCGCCGCACACCCGCCGCAUCAUCCCCUGCCUCGACUGCAAGGACGGCCGCGUAGUCAAGGGCGUCCAGUUUGAAGGCCUGCGCGACGCCGGCGAUCCCGUCGAGCUUGCCCGCGCCUACGAGGCCCAGGGCGCCGACGAGCUGGUCAUUCUCGACAUCUCCGCCACGCCCGAAGCCCGUGCCACCGCCCUCGACAUGAUCCGGUCCCUCCGUGCUUCUGUCCUCCUCCCCAUGACCGUCGGCGGCGGCGUCCGCUCCGUCGACUCGGCCCAGGCCCUACUCGAGGCCGGCGCCGACAAGAUCGCCGUCAACACCGCCGCCGUCCGUGACCCGGCGCUCAUCUCCCGCCUCGCCUCCCGCUUUGGCUCGCAGUGCAUCGUCAUUGCCGUCGACGCACGCUCGGCUGACUCGACGGCCUCCGGCUGGGAGGUUGUCGUCAAGUCCGGCUCGGAGCGGACUGGCAUCGAUGCCAUCGAGUGGGCCGCCCGCGCCGCCGCCGCCGGCGCCGGCGAGAUUCUCCUCACCUCGUUUGACCGCGACGGCACCCGCUCCGGCUACGACACCAAGCUCCUCGCCGCCGUCUCCGCCGCCGUCUCAAUCCCGGUUGUUGCCUCGGGCGGCGCCUCGUCGCCGGAGCACAUGGUCGCCGCCAUCGCCGCCGGCGCCGAUGCCCUCCUCGCGGCAUCCAUCUUCCACUACGGCGACUACACCGUCGGCUCGAUCAAAUCGGCCCUCUCGCUCCUGGAUCCGUCGCUCUCGGUCCGCCCGCCGUCGUUUGCACCCGACGCCGCGACCAAGCUCCACCUCUCACCGCCGCCGCAGGCCGUCGUUCCCUCCAUCGACCUCAUGGGCGGCCGUGCUGUCCAGCUUGUCGGCGGUGAUCCCGAGAAGCUCAAGAUCGACGCCGGCAGCGAGCUCGACGCCCUUGCAGCCAAGUUUGCCCUCGCCGGCGAGAUCGCGGUCAUCGACCUCGACGCCGCCCUCUCGCGUGGCUCCAACAAGGACGCCAUCGUCGAGCUCUGCAAGCGCUACCCAUGCCGAGUCGGUGGUGGCAUUCGCUCCGUCGACGCCGCCCUCGACUACCUCCAGGCCGGCGCCCGCUCGGUCAUCAUCGGCACCGCCGCUAGCCCCGAACUCCUCGCCCAGCUCCCGCGCGAUCGCGUCCUCGUCGCCCUCGACGCCGUUCACGGCGAGGUAGUGGUGGACGGGUGGACGACCAAGACCGGCGAGUCGGUUGCAGACCGGGUCACCGCCCUCGCGCCGUACUGCUCCGGCUUCCUCGUCACCUUUGUCGAGCGCGAGGGCCGCAUGGUUGGCAUCGACCGCUCCGCCAUUGCCGACCUUGUCGCCGUCAUUGCUGCCGCCUCGACUUCCCUCGGCCUCCCGCUCUCGCUCACCAUUGCCGGCGGCAUCACCUCGCCUGCUGACCUUGCCGACCUCUACGCCCUCGGCGCCAUGGGCCAGGUCGGCAUGUCGCUCUACUCGGGUGAGCUCUCACUUGGAGACGCCAUCGCCGCCCCGCUCGUCUCGGAUCGCGCCGACGGCCUCUUCCCCACCGUCGUCGUUGACUGUCGCGGCCAGCUCCUCGGCCAAGUCUACUCGUCAAAGGCCUCGAUCCGCACCGCUGUCGAUGAGCGCGCUGGCGUUUACUGGUCGCGGAGCCGCGGGCUGUGGCGCAAGGGCGCGUCGUCGGGCGCAACCCAAACGCUCCACGCCAUUGCCCUCGACUGCGACGCCGAUGCUCUCACCUUUGUCGUCUCGCAGGAUGGCAAUGGCUUUUGCCAUGUCCCCUCGCGCCGCGCGUGCUUUGCCGGCGUGCCCAGUCCCGGCGGCUCGCUCGAUGCGCUCGGCGAUCUCUACCGCACCCUCGUGUCCCGGCUGGAGAGCGCCCCGCAGGGUUCGUACACCAAGAAGCUCUUUGACAAGCCAUCCAUGCUCGCCGCAAAGAUCGAGGAGGAGGCCGGCGAGUACAUCGAGGCCCUCGCCGCCCAACCGUUUGAUCCCGCCGCCGCCACUUGGGAAGCCGCCGACGUGCUCUACUUUGUCAUGGUCGGCCUCGUUAAGGCUGGCAUCCCGCUCGUCGACGUCGAGCGCCACCUUGCAUCCCGAUCACUCUACGUCAAGCGCCGCGGAGGCGCUGUCAAGCCCAAGGCUGCCCCUCUCGAGCCCGCCGCCGUCGAUGGCGGCUCGGGGCCGUCCAUCCCGGCACCAGCACCCACAGGCUCUCCCACGCCAGCGCUCCGGCAAGUCGCCGCCGCGGACGUCUUGUCCGGCAAGACCUCGGCGUACGUCGAUGCUGUUGAUGCCGAAGCGCUCAAGGUCGCACGGUCCAUCCUUGCGCGCAUCGAAGCCGAUGGCGAGUCGGCGCUCCUCGAGCUCGCGACCAAGUUUGGCGACCUCUCUGAUGCAGACGAGUACUGGCGGGAUGAGCAACGGUACGUGCUCGGGCCAGCCGAGUUUGCCGCAGCCUAUGAGAGUAUUCCCGAGGCCGAACGUAAGGUGCUCCGCCGAUGCGCCGGGCGGAUCGAGACCUUUGCGCUCGCGCAGAAGCAGUCGCUUCACCCGCUCACUCUCUCCAUCGCCGGCGGCGACAUCGGCCACUCGAUCUCGCCGGUCACGCGCGCAGGUUGCUACGCGCCCGGUGGCCGCUACCCGCUGCCGUCGACGGUGCUCAUGACGGCUGUGACGGCGCGGGUCGCCGGCUGCGCCGACGUCAUUGUCGCGUCGCCGCAUCCUGCGCCCAUCAUUCUGGCCGCCUGCCACGUCGCCAAGGUCGACAAGCUGCUGACGAUCGGCGGCGCCCAGGCUAUCGGCGCCAUGGCCUACGGCGCGGGCGCCGUGCCGGCCUGCGACGCCAUUGUCGGUCCAGGAUCCAAGUGGGUCACCGCCGCCAAGUCACUCGUGGCCGGCUCGGUUGCCAUCGACAUGCUCGCCGGCCCGUCUGAGUGUCUGGUCCUCGCCGACGCAUCCGCCGAUCCGGGGCUCAUCGCCGCCGACCUCCUCGCCCAGGCUGAGCACGACGUCGCCGCCGUGCCGAUCCUCGUCACGCCCGAUGCGUGCGUGGUCGAUGCGGUCAAUGCUGCGCUCGCUUCCCAGAUCGCCUCUGGUGAGCUUGGGCCCAACGCAGCGACCGCGACGACCGCGCUCGCCAACAACGGGUUCUCGGUCAUUGCCGCCAACAUGGAUGAGGCGGUGGCGGUGGCCAACGCGCUUGCGCCCGAGCACCUGGAGAUCCAGGUUGACGGGGGCAAACAUGAUCUGGCACGGCUGACUGAGGAGCUGGACAACUACGGAUCGCUAUUUGUGGGCGCCGGCUCGGCCGAGGUGCUCGGCGACUACUCGGUCGGCGUCAACCACACGCUGCCAACCGGUGGGAGCGCCAAGGCCUUUGGCGGCCUCUCGGUCCUCACCUUCCUCCGGGUCCGGACCUUUGUCCACAUGACGGACAUGGGUGCCGCGGGCGACAUCGUGGCCGAUGCGGUGGCGCUCGCGUCGAUGGAGGGUCUGCUCGGCCACGCGGCUGCGGCCAAAGCACGCCUCGCGCUGGUCGGCACCGAGAAGAGCGGAUCUAUCUCGCGCUCGCGGGCCGGAUCGGCCAGCGCCGUCGGCACUGCAGGCGUCGCCCUCCCGGCCGCCAACGAGAGCGGCGCUGUCAUCAAGUUUGCGCUGCCCAAGGGCCGGAUGAACGAGAACAUCCUCUCACUCCUCGCAGACGGUGGAAUCAAGGUUAAGAUCCGGGCCCGGUCGCUGCGGCCGUCGAUCAACCUCGACGGAUGGGACGUCAAGCUGCUCAAGCCGCGCGACACGGUCCGGCUCAUCCAGGCCGGCAAGCGCGACAUGGGCUUUGCCGGCGUCGACCUCAUCGCCGAGCUUGAGGCCGGCGGCGAGGUGGUGCCAUACUUUGCCACCGGCAUGGACCCGGUCCGGGUUGUCGUCGCCGCGCCGGAUGCCCUCCUCGCUGCCCACGGCGGCUCGCUCCCCACCGAUCGCAAGCUUGUCAUCGCCACCGAGUACGUGACGCUCACCAAGAAGUGGAUCGCGGACACCGGUCUCGACGCGUCGUACAUCAAGACCGGCGGUGCGACCGAGGUCUACGUGCCCGACGACGCCGAUGUCAUCAUCGACAACACUGCCACCGGAGAGACACUCAAGGCUAACCGGCUCUCCAUCAUCGACGUCAUUAUGACCUCGGAGACGUAUCUGGUGGCGUCCAAGGCCGCGCUUGCCGACCCGGUCCGCAAGGCCGAGAUCGAUCGCUUCGUCCUCCUCCUCAAGUCGGCCCUCGAUGGCCGCUCGCGCGUCAUGAUCGAGUUCAACGUCGACGAGAGCCUGCUCGAGGAUCUCAUCCCCUCGCUCCCCGCGCUCAAGAACCCGACCGUGGCGCAGCUCUACGGCGGCCACGCCUUUGCCGUCCGCACCGCCGUCCAGCAAAAGGCGCUCACCACCCUCAUCCCACAGCUGAAGAUGGGCGGUGCAUCCGACAUCGUCGUCACUCCCAUCCAGCAGCUCAUCCUGUAG
Molecule: messenger RNA, 5163 nt
Organism: Thecamonas trahens ATCC 50062
Lineage: Eukaryota; Apusomonadida; Apusomonadidae
Product: histidinol dehydrogenase
Exons: 1
Coding region: 1-5163 (1720 amino acids)
Biological process (GO): L-histidine biosynthetic process
Cellular component (GO): cytoplasm
Molecular function (GO): phosphoribosyl-ATP diphosphatase activity; magnesium ion binding; imidazoleglycerol-phosphate synthase activity
Source: RefSeq, a predicted model, not a curated record